AUGACACCCAUUCCAGGUUAUCCUUUGAUUUUAUACAUUUUCAUAACUACAAUAGCAGUGGAGGCAUUACUUGAACAACUUGAUGAUGAAGGCAAGGAAAGAGCAAUUUAUUACAUCAAUCGCACAUUAGUGGGAUGUGAGCUUAAUUAUUCUCCAAUGGAAAAAGCAUGCCUAGCUGUCAUCUUUUAUUCUCAGAAGUUGCAACACUACAAGCUAAGUCAUACAGUGAAGCUCAUUUGUAAAAUUGAUCCUUUUAAAUAUCUACUUUCCAAAACCACUCUAAUAGGACGUAUGGCCAAGUGGGUCAUGUUGCUCAGCAAGUUUGACAUUCAAUAUGUGGAUCGAAAAUCUAUCAAAGGGCUGGUCAUUGCUGAUCAGUUAGAAGAAACACCAUUAUUGGAUGCAUACCCACUCAUAACAGAAUUCCCUAAUGAAUAUGUAUGCAUAGUCAGUGCACAACGUCCUUGGAAAUUAUUUUUUGAUGGUUCACAUACUCAAAGAGGCAUUGGUACAGGAUUCUUGAUUGUAACACCCCAGGGAGAUCUAAUUCCAAAAUCUUUCAAGCAGGCAUUCCCGUGCACUAAUAAUAUUGCUGAGUAUGAAGCCUUUAUCAUUAGUUUGAAGAUAACUAUCCAAUGGAAUAUAUCAAAUCUUUUGGUUUAUGGAGAUUCACAACCUAUCAUCCGACAAACUAAUGACGAAUACCAGACUAAAGAUGAUAAGCUUCUACCUUACAAAAGGAUGGUUGAUGACUUUAAGAGUAAUUUUUAG
Cryptomeria japonica (Japanese cedar) is the source of this 771-nucleotide messenger RNA. RefSeq lists its product as uncharacterized. NCBI's taxonomy places the organism in Eukaryota, Viridiplantae, Streptophyta, Pinopsida, Cupressales, Cupressaceae. The record is from RefSeq and is a predicted model, not a curated record. Gene Ontology annotation, molecular function: nucleic acid binding; RNA-DNA hybrid ribonuclease activity. Bases 1 to 771 code for a protein of 256 amino acids. The transcript has a single exon.